Molecule: messenger RNA, 2712 nt
Organism: Perkinsus marinus ATCC 50983
Lineage: Eukaryota; Perkinsozoa; Perkinsida; Perkinsidae
Exons: 29
Coding region: 1-2712 (903 amino acids)
Biological process (GO): formaldehyde catabolic process
Cellular component (GO): cytosol
Molecular function (GO): S-adenosylmethionine-dependent methyltransferase activity; S-formylglutathione hydrolase activity
Source: RefSeq, a predicted model, not a curated record
AUGGCACCAUCCCGACCGAAAAAGAAGGGCAGCGGUAGUCAUCAUAAAAAGGCAGGAAAAAGUCAACAAGGACGGCCGCCGAAGGAUAAUUGUUGUGAUGAUGAUGGAGUUGGCGCUUUGGAUGCUGAGGAUUAUGCGGAGGAAAAGAGGCAUUUUGAUGAGGUCGUUUGGAGCUUCGAAACAUAUACGGAAGAUUUCCGAGUUGAAUUAGAAACGUUACAGACUAGUCUGCUGUCACUAACUCCCGAGGAGCUGGAACUGUGGGGUGGCAACCCGGAAGAGUACAUGGGAAAGAUUCGUGAACGGAUGGCUGUGAAUCAACGGGUUUGCCAUUUACUGUCGGAAGUGUCCACACAGAUGUUCAGUGAGACCAGCCCAAGGACGGCAGCUAGAGUCAUCAAACCACCUAAAGGGUAUCAAUCGCAGCCGCGUAACAUAUCCAAGGUCCGAUCGACACUCCGACAGUUUGUUCGGGAAUGGUCAGCGGAAGGCGAGGAGGAAAGACGGCAAUGUUUCCAGCCUGUUAUUGAUGCACUCAAGAAAUAUGUUCCCACUGGUGGCAGGGUGAUUGUACCGGGGUGUGGUAUGGGCAGGAGCGUUCUUGAAGUAUGCGCGGCUGGAUACGAGGCACUUGGAAAUGAGUUUUCGUACCAUAUGCUGAUAGCUUCAAAUUUGAUGUUAAACGUGGGUCUUGAUCAGCGCACGUUGAAGGUCUAUCCCUACCUUAUGAGUUUGGGAGGACGGAAAACGAAAGACGCGCAUCUCAGGGGAAUCGAGGUACCCGACGUAUCAGCCUAUGAUAUGGCGUGCAGUAGUGAUACUGGUUCGAUGGGAAUGAGCGCGGGAGAGUUUGUCGAGACUUUCCGUGGUGAGGAGCACCUUAAUGCAUGGGAUGCUGUGGCGUCUAUAUUCUUCAUAGACACUGCUAAGAACGUUGUCCAGUAUAUAAGGGUGCUGGCCCAUUGCAUAAAGCCUGGAGGAGUCUUCAUCAAUAUUGGACCGCUGUUGUGGCACUUCGCUGAGAGCAAGAAUGAUAUCAGCAUCGAGCUGAGUUGGGAGGAUGUACGACCAUUAUUGGAAGUUUAUUUCGACAUCGUAGAAGAGAAGCGCUUGGAUGCCAAUUAUGCGGCGAAUCUGGACAGCCUAGCAGAAGUCACACUGCAGCAGAAUACAGAAUACUCGAGGAAAUAUGCACCGUUGCUGAAGGACAAGGUGCUGAAUAAGGAGAACUUAGAUGGUGACUCGUUGGUUCAAUUGAGGGUCUUGAAAGGAGAUGGAAAGUACGUUCAGAGUAGCAUACCUGUGAAGGUGUUUCGUGAGACUCUAGCGGCUCCUGCAGUAGGAGGGAGUAGCACGGCCUUGGCUUCGAAGGCGGCGAGCCUUACUGAGCAUAUCACCUUGCAUUUGGAUGAUGAAGGGAAUUUAGAAUCCGUUGGAUAUCGGGUUAGAAAAACGCUGGGAGCUCCAUUAUUCCAAGCCACUACAGCCGCGUUGCACUCGAUGAAUGUCGCCAAGGGACCGGCUAUACCAGUACCUAAAAAGAAAAUUCAGAAGCCGCGAUCUGGAGCGAACGCCUCGGGUGACGGUAAGAACCAAUCGACAGUUGUUGGGCAGAAGGCAGAGCUCGACGAAGGCGAAUAUGAAGUGGAAGAGGACCCGCAGGCUGAGCAGGGAUUUUUGAGGAAAUACUGGUGGGUUAUCCUUAUAUUCUUCCUCUUGACCUCUGCGAUGGGACAAGAUGAAAAUCCGAAAGAAGCCGCAGCGGGAGCCGUCAAGGGCGCCAAUAAUGGAAACAUAGCCCUAGUACUAUGCACCAUCCUACUACUUAUUCAGGCGUUGGCCAACUUGAUGCGAGGAACGCUGCACUUUGAGGCAGGGGACGAAGUGGAUUUCAUGCCUCGUGCAGUGCAUGAGCACACAAUACAUAACGUGCAACACAUUGGCUAUCCGAUAGGUUUCCGAGGCAACAAAGGUAAAGUUCCUCUGGUGUAUUAUUUCUCUGGCCUCACAUGCUCAGACCUUAACGUAACUGAGAAAGCCGGUUAUCAACGCGUUGCUUCGGCGCUCGGACUGGCCAUCGCUUGCCCUGACACGUCUCCUAGAGGUGCUGGUAUCCCUGGUGAGGCAGACGAGUGGGACUUUGGUGUCGGCGCGGGUUAUUACGUUGAUGCCACACAGGAACCGUGGAGCAAGAACUAUAACAUGUACACUUACGUUACCAGUGAGUUCCCUGCACUUCUCCAAGAGAGUUUUCAACAGAUCGAUACGACCAACUGCAGUGUGAUGGGCCAUAGUGUUGGUGGUCACGGAUCGCUGACGGUUGCCUUGAAGAACCCUGGGAAAUAUAAAAGCGUCUCUGCCUUCGCGCCCGCCUGCAAUCUGAGCGAAACCCCAUGGGGGUUCAAGGCAUUUGGUCAUUUCUUUGGUGAGGAGGAUAAAGAGAAGUGGAAGGAUCAUGAUGCGUGUUGGUUGGCACAGAGUUAUGCUGGUCCCGAUCUCGACGUGAAAGUUGAUGUGGGUUCGGAAGAUCAUGUCUAUCUCAAGGCCCCUAUUGAUCAGCUUAGAUGCCGCAAAUUCGAACAUGUGGCGAAUGGUAACUCGAAGGUGCGCUUGGACUUCAACGAGAGGCCGGGCUAUGACCAUUCCUACUUCUUCGUCUCUACUUUCAUCGAGGACCAUUUGAGGUUCCAUGCUGAGCACCUCAGUAAAUGA